Messenger RNA from Cottoperca gobio, 1247 nucleotides. It is a transcript of the gene hlfa, whose product is annotated as HLF transcription factor, PAR bZIP family member a. The coding region runs from base 248 to 1195 and encodes 315 amino acids. Gene Ontology annotation, molecular function: DNA-binding transcription factor activity, RNA polymerase II-specific; RNA polymerase II cis-regulatory region sequence-specific DNA binding. NCBI's taxonomy places the organism in Eukaryota, Metazoa, Chordata, Actinopteri, Perciformes, Bovichtidae. The record is from RefSeq and is a predicted model, not a curated record. Gene Ontology annotation, cellular component: nucleus. Gene Ontology annotation, biological process: regulation of transcription by RNA polymerase II. The transcript has 4 exons.
GGAGAAGUGUGGAGGCUAACCCCCGCCCCCCCUCCUCCAGCUAUUUGCCAGCCAGCUCCGUCUCCAGGCAGCCAGCCGCUCGCCGUCCUGCUGCUGCGCGGUCUCCCGUCUUCUCCCUCCGAGCUGCGGCGUCGUUGUUUUUUAUACCCCGCCUGCGGAACGUCUCGCCUGCAGUCCGGCCGCGUCUCUUAUUUUGGGGGGAAAUUGUUUGUUGUGAGAUUUGUUCUCCAACUGUCCUUCGAGACAUAUGGAGAAAAUGUCCAGACCUGCUCCUAUAAACCCAACUUUCCUGCCGCCGACUCACGGCGUGCUGAAGUCUCUGCUGGAGAAUCCGCUAAAGCUGCCUUUCCAUCACGAUGAAGCCAUGAGACGACGGCGAUAUUCUUCUGCUGUGAGACUUGACUUUGUGCAAACAUUCACAGGAUUUGGGAAAGACCAGGAGAAAGAGAAGAAGCUGGAGGAUGAGAGCAGCGCAGGCAACCACCCACAGUCGGCCUUCCUCGGGCCGACCCUGUGGGACAAGACGCUGCCCUACGAUGGGGACAACUUUCAGCUGGAGUACAUGGACCUGGAGGAGUUCCUGUCGGAGAACGGCAUCCCCGCCAACACAGCCCACGGCGAGCAGGCCUCGCGGGCAGCACGGCCCGCUCAGGCAUCGCCGCCCGCACCACCCGCCACUCCUUCACCCACUGUGGUGGACCUCAGCAGCCGCGCCACCACCUCGGUUCACACAGGCAUGGCACCACAGACCUGCCUCCGCAGCCCCCCCACAGCAGCCCGGGACACCCCCAGCCCCAUCGACCCAGAGUCCAUCCAGGUGCCCAUGGCCUACGAGCCUGACCCGCAAGACCUGGCUCUGUCCAGCGUGCCCGGGCAGGAGAUGUUUGACCCCCGGAAGCGCAAAUUCUCCGCCGAGGAGCUGAAGCCGCAGCCCAUGAUCAAGAAAGCCCGCAAGAUCUUCAUCCCCGAAGAUCUGAAGGACGAUCGGUACUGGGCCCGGCGCAGAAAGAACAACGUGGCGGCCAAGAGGUCACGGGAUGCACGGCGGCUGAAGGAGAACCAGAUCGCCAUCCGGGCCAGCUUCCUGGAGAAGGAGAACCACGCUCUCCGCAUGGAGGUAUCAGAGAUUAGGAAGGAGCUGGGCCGCUGCAAGAACAUUGUGGCUAAAUACGAGGCGCGACACGGGCCCCUGUGAGCCCCUCCCCCCCACAAAAAAACCCAACACCCACUUCACUCCCCUGACCCAC